This is a messenger RNA of Sebastes umbrosus (honeycomb rockfish), 2584 nucleotides long. It is a transcript of the gene p3h3, whose product is annotated as prolyl 3-hydroxylase 3. The transcript is spliced from 16 exons. The coding region runs from base 175 to 2391 and encodes 738 amino acids. The record is from RefSeq and is a predicted model, not a curated record. Gene Ontology annotation, molecular function: protein binding; L-ascorbic acid binding; iron ion binding. NCBI's taxonomy places the organism in Eukaryota, Metazoa, Chordata, Actinopteri, Perciformes, Sebastidae. Gene Ontology annotation, biological process: collagen metabolic process. Gene Ontology annotation, cellular component: endoplasmic reticulum.
CUAAAAUUACAAGCGUUUACGCGGAGCAGUAGUGACUACAUCAUGUGAAACGAUAGUUUAAAUGUCCUCAUAUGGGAGGAAACUUUCUCUCUCCUUCAUUCCCCAAAUAUCUCCCUCUACUAGUCCCUCCUUCUCCUCUCCACUCUGCUCAGCAGGGGUUUGCUUCCUCGGACCAUGGCGCUGCACUCUCAACACCUCACUGUAUACGUGGCGUUUCAUUUUGUUGUUAUUAUAGCGUUACUUAAAGUAACUUCAGCGGAUAGAGGCAGCUCUACUGUGGUGUCUCUGCUGCAGCCCUAUGACUUCUUGUAUUACAGCGGAGUGCGCUCGUACUUCGGAGGAGAGUGGGUGAAGGCUGCAGAGCUGCUGGAGAAAGCCAUCAUCACCAAGGAAAGUCUGUCCAGAGUCCGCAGACAGUGUCAUGAUGACUGUGUGGCAGCUGGGAGAGAAGCUUUCAAUCACCUGGACUCUGCAGAGGGGAGUCUGUGGGACCUCUGGACCUGGGACUGGGUGCAGCAGAGAGCUGAAUGUUUGAGGUUCUGUAUGGGACGCUCCGUCACACCUGCAGGACAGCUCCCUGUCUCUACCGACAUAGACUAUGAAUUCGGCACUCGCAACCCUUAUAACUUCCUGCAGGUCACGUACUACAAGCUGGAAAAGUUGCAUAAGGCGGCAUCAGCAGCUCAUACCUACUUUGUGGCCAACCCCAGUCACUUAGAGAUGAGGAACAACAUCGAGAAGUACAGACGGAUGGAGGGAGUGACGGAGGAUGCCUUCCAGGACAGAGAGCUUGAGAAUGAGAAACACUGGGUCCUUUAUGAUUCUGCAGUUCAGUACGAAGCCUCCUCUGACUGGGUGCAAGCUGCAGAGAAAUGGAAAGUGUGUGUGAAUGAAACUCUGCGGCAGACAGACGUGUGCAGGGUGCAGUGUGAGGUGGCCUCCCAACGGCUGCCCGAGGACAGGGGAGUGGACAGCGUUGAUGGCGUGUUCGAGAAGGCCGCAGCUCUCUUCCUCUCCCUGCUCUCGUGCCGGCAGUCCUGUGUCACUCAGAUAGCCACAAGACCCGGGAGGGUUUCUUCUCAGGAGGACUUCCUGCCCACACAGCUGGAGCAUCUGCACAUCGCACAGUUUAAAGCUGAUGAUAUUAGUGGAGCAGUGCAGACACUUCGCUCUCUUCUCCUGUUUUACCCCUCGGACAAAGACUCCUUGGACAACCUGCAGCUCUACUAUGAUACACUAGGAGGAGACACAGAGUCACAGGGCACACAGCCUGCUCAGGAGAUUGUCAAAUACAUUAGUCGUGCUUUGGAGGAGAAGAAGCUACUGUAUUUUGGUAUGGAGAACCUUGCCUUUAGUUUCACAGACCCAGAUCUUUGGACUCCAGAAGAUGUUGUACCUGAAUCACUGAGGGAUACUUGGAGAGCUGAAAAAGAGAAAAUAAAUGAUAAAAUGAAAGAAGGAGAGCAGAAGGAGGAAGUGGAUGACAGUGGAUUUUUCGCCGGUGGUCCAGUUCGUCAGGUGGGUGUGACCAUCACAAUGGACGACGUGGUUAUGAACGGGACCAAUCGCGUUGUACUCGACGGAGUCAUGACUGAGAAGGAGUGUGACAGAAUACUGCAGUUAGCAAAGUCUGCAGCAUCUGCUGGAGACGGUUACCGGGGACGACGGUCUCCACACACGCCUCAUGAGACGUUUGAGGGCCUGACUGUCCUCAGAGCUGUAAAGUUGGCUCAGGAUGGUAUGGUGAACCAAUCAGAUGCCCGGCUGUUACAUGAGCUGGGCGAGAGAGUGAGAGACCUGCUGCACUCCUACUUCAGGAGCCCCUCGGUACUCUUCACCUCUUUCACACACCUGGUCUGCCGCAGUGCUAUCGCAGGUGACCAGAAGGGCAGGCUGGACCUGUCUCAUCCUGUCCAUGUUGACAACUGUCUCCUUGAGCCGGAGACCAAUCAGUGCUGGAGGGAACCACCAGCAUUCAUACACAGAGACAUGAGUGCCAUUCUCUACCUGAAUGACAACUUUGAUGGAGGAGAGUUGUUCUUCACUAAGAAGGAUGCCAAGACAGUAACAGCUCGAGUAAAACCCAGCUGUGGCCGACUGGUGGGCUUCUCCUCAGGUCCAGUAAAUCCACAUGGUGUAACUGCAGUGACCAGUGGCCGGCGGUACGCGCUGGCCCUCUGGUUCACAAAAGAGAAGCCCUACAGGGACAUGGAGCGAGAGGAGGCAGAGGCCAUGUGGGCUGCAGAUGGACAGAGUGUGGUGAAAAAAGACGAGAAGGAGGAGGCAAAGGCCGGCGGCGGCGCCACCCCCGCCAGGAACGCUCGGAGCCAAGCGCCGAAGAACAAGAGCCGAGGGAGAGGCAGGGUGACGGGGGGCAAAGACGAGCUGUGAGAGUCAGAACAAACCUGACAGACUGAACCACCAAAACUGGAGUUAGGGCCGUCCCCGACCAAAGAAAUCCUUAGUCGACUAACACUCGUACAAUUUUGUCGACUAAUUAGUUGAUUUAAUAAACAGAUCUGUGAGUUUCUCCACAAAAAUCACGCAAGCACCACUUUAAAUUUUGUGUUUACCAGAGAUGUGC